This is a messenger RNA of Macrobrachium nipponense, 453 nucleotides long. RefSeq lists its product as uncharacterized. The record is from RefSeq and is a predicted model, not a curated record. The transcript has a single exon. Lineage: Eukaryota; Metazoa; Arthropoda; Malacostraca; Decapoda; Palaemonidae. The coding region runs from base 1 to 453 and encodes 150 amino acids.
AUGCCGGUAAAAUUAAAGAGCAAGAUCCAGUACCAGGUUGUGAGACCUGCAAUGUUGCACUCAUCCGAAACAUGUGCAGCUAUAAAGAGAGAUGAGAACAGGAUUGAUGUGACUGAGAUGAGGAUGUUGAGAUGGCAAUGUGGACUUACUAGAAAGGAUAAAGUUAGAAACAAACAUGUUAAAGGAACUCUUAAAAUAGCAAAAGCUUCAAACAAGGUGAGGGAAAGUAGACUGAGAUGGUAUGGACAUAUAAAGAGACAAGAGGAAGACCACCUGAUAAGGAAGACAAUGGAGAUGGGACUAGCAAGUGGGAGAAGGUUAGGUAGACCAAAAUUGCGAUGGAUUGACUGUGUGAAAAGAAAUAUGAGGGAGUUGGGACUGAGCGAGGAAGAUGCACUGGACCGAGGGAGAUGGAAGAGUGUGUUGAAGAACCAUUACAACGACCCCAAAUAG